AUGGCACCACAGUCGACGAGCCACGCUGGCGUCUUCCUAGAAAGCGAAUGGAUUGGGUCUGGUAAGAAGUUCACAAAAGAUUUACCUGCCUAUGUCAAGACGGCCCUCGAGGCCAAACUUUCGCUGCCACCAGCAAUACUAUCCUUGGUACUACCUUUGCCAAAUGCUACCGUGCACACAAUACUCUCGACAAGCUUCCCUCUCGUUUCUAAUGAAACAAAUCUCUCUAGCCGGAGCACCUUCCACUUCUUCUCGACGGCAGCACCAUCGCAUCCUCAGCUCACACUCUUGCAGAUGCUCGCGACAUCGCCGCCGUCGUCUAGGGCUGGAAAUUCACAACGGCCGCGCAUGGAUGUUCAGGAGGACUCGGAGCUAGUAAAUGUGAACGAGCCGGCAGAAGAUGAAACUCUGUACGCCCUUGCGUGUAAAUCGGACGCUCCCUGA
Molecule: messenger RNA, 444 nt
Organism: Postia placenta MAD-698-R-SB12
Lineage: Eukaryota; Fungi; Basidiomycota; Agaricomycetes; Polyporales; Adustoporiaceae
Exons: 3
Coding region: 1-444 (147 amino acids)
Source: RefSeq, a predicted model, not a curated record